Molecule: messenger RNA, 174 nt
Organism: Monodelphis domestica (gray short-tailed opossum)
Lineage: Eukaryota; Metazoa; Chordata; Mammalia; Didelphimorphia; Didelphidae
Source: RefSeq, a predicted model, not a curated record
AAAACUGACACGAAUGUGUCGACACCAGAGAGCUCUGGCUGUGAGCGGGUCUACAAUAAACUAUGUACUGGGAAGCUGGGCAUCGCUAUGAAGGUGGUAGGCAGAAUCGUUCUAUUCUGGGUCAUCUUCAUCAUCGGCUACGUCACUGGGUACUACAUCCACAAGUACAAGUAG